AUGCAUCCAAAUGCUAUACCUGCUCCGUCACAAGAAGUUCCAAAAGGUGUCUACUUUGAUUUGGAACGCGAGAUUUGGCUAUUGCGUUCUACAAUUGCGUACCACGACGAAUUUGGGUAUUACCCAUUUGACAGCAUCGAAGCGAGGGAAGAUUUCUGCGAGAAAUGGGUUAAGAUGACCAUGGGAGAACACUGUACAGAAUCUUUCAAUCUGAGAAAGAAAUACGAAGAGAGGUUGAAGAAGAAGUAUCAAGAUUUGACACCACGCGAGCAAGAAGCGUUAGAAACGGGGAACAAGAUAUGGGUUAGCAGAGAUGCCCCUAUGCUUGCACCCGAUGGUAAAGAGGAGGAGCCUCAAGAACGUAAAGACAACAUGCUUUCAUCAAAAGCUCAUAAAAGUGGUAAAGAUAAAGAUUAUGACAGUGGUGAAGAGGAGAGUGAAGGUGAAGAUGCUGAUGAUGAGGAGGAAGAGGAGGAGCAGCAGGAAAAGGAGGGGUUCGAGGAGCUUUUGGAUCGGAUCCCGUUAUUGAGGAAGUCUUUCAAAUAUGGUGCAAACAUCAACGAUGAUAUGAAGAUCCCGGUUAUAUCAGCUGAUGUUGUCAAAGAUGGUCUAGCUGCCUUACGGAGUGAAAAAUUGGAGAAAUGGAAUAACAAAUGGAAAAAGAUGAUGGUUAAAGAACUUGAGCUUUUCCUCAAGAUGGUCAAUAUGAUCAGGAGGCAGACAUUGUUUUUGUUGGCUCAGAUGAAGACUGAAUAG
Messenger RNA from Gastrolobium bilobum, 756 nucleotides. RefSeq lists its product as uncharacterized. The transcript has a single exon. The record is from RefSeq and is a predicted model, not a curated record. The coding region runs from base 1 to 756 and encodes 251 amino acids. NCBI's taxonomy places the organism in Eukaryota, Viridiplantae, Streptophyta, Magnoliopsida, Fabales, Fabaceae.